Messenger RNA from Penicillium cosmopolitanum, 3504 nucleotides. Its product is annotated as S8 family peptidase. Gene Ontology annotation, biological process: proteolysis. Bases 1 to 3504 code for a protein of 1167 amino acids. The transcript is spliced from 7 exons. Gene Ontology annotation, molecular function: serine-type endopeptidase activity. Lineage: Eukaryota; Fungi; Ascomycota; Eurotiomycetes; Eurotiales; Aspergillaceae. The record is from RefSeq and is a predicted model, not a curated record.
AUGUGGGUCGCGGGUGGCGCCGUACUUCUAGCGGCUCUUGGGGUCACCCCUCUCCUUGCUUCUCCGGAUUUGUUCAAUCGAGCUGAAACCUGCGAAGGGAGUAUUUCGACUGUGACCAUCGAGCCGAGUACUCGAACUGUUACUGUGACCGUUGGAGAGACAUCUGCUGGUGCUAGCGCAUCUGCAUCUGUUACUGCGACGGCCACGGCGACUUCUUCUACACGCUCCGCUUCAACCCAGUCUGGAAAUUCGGGGACUUUUACACCUGGUCGUUCUUCCACUGGUAAAACUGGAACUGCUGCGUCGAGGACUCCUAAGGCUUCCCCUAGUACUUCAUCGCAGACUUCAUCUGAUCCUACAUCUGAUUCUGCUUCCUCUGGUGCCACUUCUGGUGUCACGUCUUCUGGUGCUCCCUCUGGAUCUCCAUCUACCCGUCCAUCUUCAGGUACAAGAUCUAAAACCCACGCCUCAGAAAUUAUCAUCGGAAGCCAGACAGUUCCCAUUCAAAGCACCCCAACCACGAUCUCCCAGUCCGGUCAACCCAUCGUGGUCGGCCCAUCUGGAAUUCAAAUUGGAUCAGAAACACUGAAAAGCGCAACCACAAUGACCGCUGACGGUGUGACUGUGACUUAUGACGGGCCCGAAGAGGAGACAGCUACGUCCUCAGGAGCGACGACCUCAGGGGCGACAACCUCAGGAGCGGCCGCGACUGCGACUGCGUCAUCCUCUUCAAUGGCCUGGGCUGGUUAUAUCACUAUCAAUGACCAAACCUAUCACAUUCCCUCUGAUGAUUCAUCGUUGGAUAUAGUCCUAGAUGAUGGGUCGCUGCUUACGCUGUCCUCAGGGCAGGUGUCUAUUAAUGGUGACAAGGUUGAUAUUCCUGAUAAUGUCUCCGAUUCACCUACGCUCACUGCUGAUGGGCAAUCAUUUACCGUGGGUGAAGGGUUUGAUGGCAAUGGCGGUGAUGGUGGUGGUGGUGAUGGAGGGAGUGGAGGAAGUGGUGGCGGCGGUGGUGGCUCAGGCAUAUCUAGUCUGAUUGAUACACUCUCUGGAUUAGGUGAUGCUGAAAGCUCCCUAUCUUCUAGCUUGGACAAGAUCACCAGUGGUAUCAAGUCCUGGGCCUCUGGGGGCUCAGAGGCGUCUUCACUUUCAGGGUCUAUUGAUUCCGCACUUGAGAAUCUGAACCAGGUGCUUAGUCCCAUGAGAAGUAUCUCGCAAAGCACUGAACUGCAGGAAUUGACAACAGAUGGUCUUCGGGUGGUAUCCAAUGCUUAUCCUGAGCUGGAAAGAGGCCGCGAUAUCCUGAGCUCGAUGCAGAAGUUAUUGAAAGGUCUUCCUACACUUCGAGACGCUGCUACACAGAAUGUGAAGAAAUACUGGCUUCGCUAUGUAGCUACGGGUGGUGGGCUUUUGGCUUUGGAUCAGAGUAUCCAAAAGCUAAAGGACUAUUCAUGGGACGAUGCCUUGGUAGCAACAAAGACAGCCACUUCCACAACCGCCACUGCUACAUCUGGGACAUCUACAACUUCAACCGGAUCACCCACAGCUUCUUCAUAUUUCAUUACAACCAAGCGCGGCACUUCUCUCACCAAGUUCAAGGCUUUUGUGCACGGCCUUGACGGCGGCGCGGGAACCCAAAUAGCCUAUUCGGAGGUUGAUCACCAAGGCUACGUGACAGACCUUACAGUGGCCCAGCUUGCUACAGUCAAAGCCCUUCCUUUCAUCAGGACAGUUUCCUAUAACAUCCCUGUGACUGAGCUGGAGGACGACGAGGACUUCCGCGCCGUUCCUAACCGAGCCUUUUCACCUGAAUUUGAUGAGCUACACGACGUGACCAAUCACAAGUCAAGUAAAUUGCUUUCGCCGCGGGCUAUAGCUCAAUCACCUCGGAGCAAUAGUGGUUCACACCUCAAAAUGAUUUCUUCUGACAAGACCGGUAAACCUACCGAGGAUUAUCUGUUCGACGACACCCUUGGCAAAGGAACAACCAUCUAUGUCAUCGAUACGGGCUACGAUCUAUCAAAACCGGACUUGGCGAGCGCAGGCCGUAAGGUCGAUACUUACGUUGUCCCAAAUGCUCUGACUCUUAACGGUGUCCCAGCAAACCAGCAAAAGCCGGAAGACCUCACCGACUGGGGUCGCCAUGGAACCUCAGUCGCCUCCGUUGCUGGAGGCAUAAUCCGAGGAGUGGCUUCGAAUGCGGACCUGUAUCUGGUCAAAUACAAGAGUGCAUAUGACAAGACAACGAAUGGCGCUACUAAUCUAGUACGCAAGAAUGCACCGCUGCCUGCGGUGGAAGAUGCCUUUCAAAAUGUCUUACAGCACAUCAGAAAGAAUUCAAAUCAAGGAAAGGCGGUUGUCAAUAUGUCAUGGGGUUCGAAAGUUUCAGCCGCGGACUAUGCCGCUCGAAAGACAAGUCUUGAAGACUUUAUCUCAGAGCUAGAGCAGCUUGAUGUGGUAGUGGUCAUUGCUGCGGGAAAUGAAAAUAAAGAGAAGCUUGAAGAUCGUAUUCCACAGGGCAUGGGCACAGCUACCAACAGUAUUAUUACAGUGGGUGGUGUGGACGAAGAUGGCCAAAUUUGGGAACACUCUACAUCUCAGGGAUCUGGCGGUGGAUCUCUGACUGUAUUUGCACAGUCUAAGGACCUUGAAAUGGACCUUCCUUUCGUUGGGGUGAGGAAGAUUGAUGGGACAAGCUUCGCUGCUCCAGCUGUCGCUGGUCUUGCGGCGUAUUACCUUGGUAUUCCUGAUACAAAGAAACUUUUCACAACCGGGAGUGUGUCUACAAUGGUGAAGAGUUAUAUCAAAAAGACCUCUUUCCAGCGAGUUCAGACCAUAUCAAACUCGAACACUCCAGCAGGCUACAACUUCCCCAGUGAGCUCAAGGUUGCAUAUAACUUGGCCAGAGGAAAUCCUCCGAACUGUGGAAGUGGAAAAAUUCUCCCGCGUGGAGAAUCGGAUGACGCCUGUCCUGUGGCUUCGGUUUCUACAUCGGGAAGGCCCGCCUCAUCUAGCCAUGAGUCUACAGCCACGACCUCUUCAAAAGGUGGUAUCUCUACGCAGUCGUCAACCCCAAGACCGGUGAGCACACCGACGACUACUAGUGCCAACGGGAAAACCACCGGCACUGGCACUGCUACCACCUCAACCGGAACUCCCUCAUCCACAGGUAAACUGAUAUGUAAAGGUGGAGAUGGCCCGACCAUCUCUCUCGAAUCGUUGAAUAACCAUACAGAGAAUGGUGUUGCAACAGAAGGAGGCAUGGCACAUUGGUGUGAUAAUUUCCUGUUUCAAUUCCAUGACCAUGUCCCAGAGACGUUCGAGGAGGUUUGGGAUAAUGCCGUGAUGAACGCUACUGUCAAAGUUGACGACUGCCCAAAUCCACGAUUGAUUCCAUACAAUGAUUGUCUGGAUUGGUGGGGGAAAUCGUCAAUGGUUGUGAUACCGACAGUGGUGAUAAACAUGGUGGAACGUACGAAAUUGGAUGUAUCACGAUUGAUUUGA